GCUGCUGCUGCUGCUGCUGCUUCCAUUUACGCCACCACGAGAAACAAGGAUAAGGUCCCUCUUCUCCUCCUUCAGAGGAGCUCCAGCCGGGGCCGGCUGCCUCUGUCGGCCAUAGCGACGCCCAACUCUGUCCUCAGCGAGGAAGCGUUCAAGGGUCUUGGUGGCUUGGACAGCGCCAGCUCCGCACCCUCCCUUCAAUUGGAGGAGGAAGAUGAAGAGGAAGAAGAGGUGGGGACCACCGGCGAUGAUUACCUCUCCGAUGACGAGGAGGAAGCAGAGAAGGACGAGCUCGCCAUUCCUAACCUCGGCCUCCCUCAGAAGCUUGUGGAUUCCUUGCUCAAAAGGGGAAUUGCUCGUCUCUUCCCCAUCCAGAGGGCUGUGUUAGUUCCUGCUUUGGAAGGACGAGACCUCAUUGCUCGGGCAAAGACCGGAACCGGUAAGACUUUGGCCUUUGGAAUUCCCAUCCUUAAGCGACUUACUGAGGAAGAUGGCUUGUUUACUUCGGUUAGGCGGUCUGGCCGUCUUCCUAGGGUUCUUGUUCUAGCACCCACAAGAGAGUUGGCUAAGCAAGUGGAAAAAGAAAUCAAGGAAUCUGCACCUUAUUUUAGUACUGUAUGUGUAUAUGGAGGUGUUUCUUACAAUGUCCAGCAAAAUGCGCUUUCUCGUGGUGUUGAUGUGGUGGUUGGGACUCCCGGACGGAUCAUUGAUCUGGUUAAUAGCAAUAGUCUUCAGCUAGGAGAGGUUCAGUACUUGGUUCUUGAUGAAGCAGAUCAGAUGCUUGCUGUUGGUUUUGAAGAAGAUGUGGAGGUUAUUUUGGAAAAGCUUCCAUCAAAACGUCAAAGCAUGCUUUUUUCCGCUACAAUGCCUGCUUGGGUGAAGAAAUUGGCUCGGAAGUACCUCGACAAUCCUCUGACAAUAGAUUUGGUUGGUGAUCAGGAUGAAAAAUUAGCAGAAGGAAUUAAACUUUAUGCAAUAUCAUCAACUGCAACGUCAAAGCGUACUAUGCUCAGUGACCUAAUUACGGUGUAUGCAAAGGGAGGAAAGACCAUUGUAUUCACACAGACAAAAAGAGAUGCUGAUGAAGUAUCUAUGGCCUUGACCAACAGUAUAGCCGCUGAGGCUUUGCAUGGGGAUAUAUCUCAACAUCAAAGAGAAAGAACACUGAAUGGUUUUCGUCAAGGGAAGUUCACUGUACUUGUUGCCACUGAUGUUGCUGCGCGUGGUCUUGAUAUCCCAAACGUUGAUUUGAUUAUUCAUUAUGAAUUGCCAAAUGAUCCAGAAACUUUUGUUCAUCGCUCUGGUCGUACUGGACGUGCUGGAAAAGAAGGCACUGCUAUACUGAUGUUCACUGGUAGCCAGAGGAGAACUGUUAAAUCUCUUGAACGUGAUGUAGGAUGUCAUUUUGAGUUUAUCAGCCCUCCUCAGAUUCAAGAGGUGCUGGAAUCAUCAUCAGAGCAAGUUGUUGCAACAUUGCAAGGUGUUCACCCUGAAUCAGUACAAUUUUUCCUCCCGACAGCACAUAAAUUGAUAGAAGAGCAGGGUACAGAUGCUCUUGCUGCUGCAUUGGCUUAUUUAAGUGGCUUCUCUCAACCACCAUCUUCUCGUUCUCUCGUCAGCCAUGAGCAGGGAUGGGUGACAUUACAAUUAACCCGUGAACAGGGAUUUUCAAGAGGGGUCUUUUCUGCAAGAUCUGUUAUGGGUUUUCUUUCUGAUGUCUAUCCUGCUGCUGCUGAUGAAAUUGGCAAAAUACACUUGAUUGCAGAUGAAAGAGUCCAUGGAGCAGUUUUCGAUUUACCUGAGGAGAUAGCUAAAAGUUUGUUGAGCAUGCAGUUGCCCCCAGGAAAUACCAUAUUUAAAAUCACAAAGUUGCCUGCCUUGCAAGAUGACAGUCCUCCUAGUGACAACUACGGCCGUUUCUCAGGUAGGGAUCGGGGCAACCGAGGUAGUUCCAGGGAACGUGGAAACAGAGGUUUAAGAGGGUGGGGGGGCCGUGGCUCUGAUAGUGAUGAUGGGUUUCGGCGAGGUGGGCGGAGUUAUAGGACCGAUAAUACCUGGUCGAAGUCCUCCAAAGUAGGCAGUGAUGACUGGCUAAUUGGCAACAGAAGGUCUGGGCGCCCAUCAUCCUUUGGCAGUAGAGACAGAGGCUUUGGAGGUGCAUGCUUCAACUGUGGAAAAUCUGGGCACCGGGCUUCUGAAUGCCUAAAUAACUAAAGCAAGUUCGUUAAACCGUUGCAGUUUGUUUAAUGGAGUUUUGAUGCUGUGCAUACAUUUAAUAUAGUCGUUCCCAGAUUGAUGAUCAGUUAUAACAGACUCACUUGGUUACAACAUGGCUUGCAAAUUUAAGAUGUCCAUGGCAUUGUAAAAUUACAUAGGCUUAGGAUGUUGUGCUUGCAGUUGGAUAGGAUGGUCUAAUCUGAAGUUCUGUAACGAUUUUGUUCCUUGAUGCUUCUUAUGAAAUGGUGCUGGCAUUGACCUGAUGGGGCACGACUGGGGAAAUUUUCUCUUCUUCCAUAAUUUCCGAUGUGUUUUGAGUGCUGGUGGUUUUGCUGAGCUCAAAGAAACUACAUUUAGAUUUGUGAUGGGGUCUAUCUACACGUAGUUGUACUGGUUUGUGAUUUUUGUAAUGCUAAGGGAUUGAUGUAAGAUGCUGUUAUUUUAUUGUUCUAUGGGACGAAAGGUUACCGGGUAGGAAAGAGAA
Molecule: messenger RNA, 2698 nt
Organism: Asparagus officinalis (garden asparagus)
Lineage: Eukaryota; Viridiplantae; Streptophyta; Magnoliopsida; Asparagales; Asparagaceae
Product: DEAD-box ATP-dependent RNA helicase 3, chloroplastic-like
Exons: 10
Molecular function (GO): helicase activity; ATP binding; RNA binding
Source: RefSeq, a predicted model, not a curated record